GUUCUCUUCCCAUCUUCACUCAUUCUCUCAUGGCGAUGGGCGACUCGGCGGAAGCUGGGCCUUCCAGGCAAGAUGAGCCGCCGCUCCCCCGCCUGCCGACCCCCACCUCCUUCCCGUUCCCCUACCCCGAGCCGUACUCCAUCCAGCUCGACCUAAUGCGCACCGUCUUCGCAGCUAUCGAAGCGCGCAAGAUCGCCAUCGUCGAGUCGCCCACAGGCACAGGCAAGAGCCUGACGCUGCUCACCGCGACGCUGAGCUGGCUGGCCGCGCACCGGCGGCGCCUCGACGAAGCUGCCGAGGCGGAGUUGCGCUCGCGCUUCGCAGCCGAGGAUCCGGAUGACCCGCCAUGGAUCAUCGAGAACGCCGUGAAGCGACACAUGGGCGAGCUGCGGCUCGCAGCAGCCGAGCGCGCGGCGCGCCUCGCGGCUGUGCGGGACCGGGAGCGGCGGCGCGCCAACCCCGCCGCGUUCCGGAAACGUGCGCGCCCGGCGGCGAGCGAGGAGACGGAACGGCGCGAAGACGACUUCCUCCCCGGAGACGCGGAUGCAGUGCCGGACGACGGGAUGAACGUCAGCGCCGAAGUGCGCGCGCUCAUGGCGCAGCUGGACAAGCCGGCCGCCGAGGAGGUCGAGGAGGAGGACGUGCCGAAGGUGUACUUCGCCUCCCGAACACACUCGCAGUUGCGGCAGCUCACGGCCGAGCUCCUCAAGACGACGUUCACGGCCGACGACGCGGCCGACGAGGACCGCGUGUCCGCCGUCCCCCUCGCUUCGCGGAAACAGAUGUGCAUCAAUGACAAGGUGCGCGCGCUCGCGCGCGAAGACAAGAUGAACGAGGCGUGCCUCGACAUGCAGAAGAGCGGCGUGAAGCGCUGUCCCCACCUCCCACCGAAGGCGGACGAGGGGCCGCUGCUCGACGCACGCGACGCCGUGCUCGCGACGGUGCGUGACAUCGAAGACCUCGUGGUGGAGGGCCGCCGCGCCGGCGUGUGUCCGUACUACGCGACGCGGCGGGCGACGAAGCAGGCGCAGCUCGUCACUCUCCCCUACAAUCUCCUGCUGCAGAAGAAUGCGCGCGAGGCCCUCGGCAUCGACUUGACUGACCAGAUCGUGGUUAUCGACGAGGCGCAUAACCUCAUCGACACGAUUCUCGGCAUUUACUCCGCCUCCCUCCCCGCGUCUCAUGUUAGCAGCGCGGCAGCCCAGCUCACGCAGUACCUCCAGCGCUUCCGGUCGCGGCUCAAGCCUCGACAUGCGCUCAUGAUCCAGCAGACGCUCACAGUGCUGCGCGGCCUCGUGGGCGUCUGCUCGACGUUCGCAAAGGGAAAGGAGGCCAGCGAAAUGAUGGAUGUCAACGCGCUUAUGGGGCGUGUCGGGCGGUCCGCAGACGCAGUCAAUCUUCUCGAGCUCGUGGGAUAUCUCAAGGAGUCCAAACUUGCACGCAAGGUGUCGGGAUAUGCGGAAUCUCUGGAGGAGAAGGAACAGAAGGGGCGCGAGAAGAGGAGUACAGCGGCGCGCCACGCGUCCAUCGCCGCCUUCCGCGGUGUCGAAGCCCUCCUCCUUAGCCUCACGGACGCACGGGACGACGGCCGCGUCAUUCUCGGCAAGGACGGCGACGCCGUGACGCUCAAAUACGUCCUUCUGAACCCAGCCGAGCGCUUCGCCGAGGUCGUCGCCGCCGCCCGAUCCGUCAUCCUCGCAGGCGGGACCAUGGAGCCGCUCGCGGACUUCUACACCCAACUGUUCCCAUCCGUCCCUCGCGAGCGCUUCGCAACGCUCUCGUGCGCCCACGUCAUCCCCAAGACCAACUUGCUCACUCAAGUCGUGACUCGCGGCCCGCGCAAAGUAGAUCUGGAAUUCACGUUCGCGAAGCGGCGCGACGCGGGCCUCAUGGCCGAGCUCGGCGCCGUCGUGCAGUCGACGAUCGGGCUAGUGCCGGAUGGCGUGGUGGUCUUCCUGCCCUCCUACGCCUUCUUGGACGCGCUCAAAGCCGCGUGGCGCGACCUCCUCCCGAAACUUGAACAACGAAAACAAAUCUUCUACGAGCCGCAGACGUCGGGCGAAGUCGACGCCGUGCUGCGCGAGUACGCGCUCGCGAUCGACGCGCCCAAGACGAACAGCGCGGGCCGCCCGCGCUCCGGCGCCCUCCUCUUCGCCGUCGUCGGCGGCAAGCUGUCAGAAGGCAUCAACUUCUCGGACCGGCUCGGCCGGUGCGUCAUCAUGGCCGGGCUGCCGUUCGCGAACGCCGCCAGCGCCGAGCUGCAAGAACGCAUGCGCUACGUCGAGCGCUUGCCCGGAGCGGGCGCGGACGCCGCGCGCGAGCUCUACGAGAACCUGUGCAUGCGCGCCGUCAACCAGAGCAUCGGGCGCGCGAUUAGGCACGCCGGCGACUACGCCGCCAUCCUCCUCGUCGAUGCGCGGUAUGCGCGGCCGCGUGUGCGCGGCAAGUUGCCCAAGUGGAUUGGGGAGGGAGUGCGCGUUUGCAGCGAGUGGGGCGAGGUCGCCAAGGGCGUCGCGGGAUUCUUCCGCGACAAGCGCGCGGGGGCGGGCGGGGGAGGAGUGGUGGCGGCGGGCGUCAAGCGCCCCGCUACGUAGCCAUGCAUACAUU
Molecule: messenger RNA, 2607 nt
Organism: Cutaneotrichosporon oleaginosum
Lineage: Eukaryota; Fungi; Basidiomycota; Tremellomycetes; Trichosporonales; Trichosporonaceae
Source: RefSeq, a predicted model, not a curated record